Messenger RNA from Malania oleifera, 1211 nucleotides. RefSeq lists its product as uncharacterized. The transcript has 5 exons. The record is from RefSeq and is a predicted model, not a curated record. NCBI's taxonomy places the organism in Eukaryota, Viridiplantae, Streptophyta, Magnoliopsida, Santalales, Ximeniaceae. Bases 332 to 874 code for a protein of 180 amino acids.
GGCCUAACACGUUUCACGAUGAACAGAAAGUUCCGGAAGCUUCCUGAACGCCGUCCCCUGCCCCAAAUGAACAGUAGCAUAGAGAUAUUUUCCUCUAGCUCUUUUUACCGUUUCUAGAAAAUCUGUAGUAGCUUCCAGUAACCGCCAUUCCCCCCUCCCCUCCUUUAAAUAUAAUCAUCUCUCUAUUUCUCUCUCGUUCAGAACUCCGCUGCCGGAAUCAAUCCUCUGAUAAACUGGACUAUUUCUCUUUUUCUGCGUGAGAAGCAGUAGCGGGUUUGUGGCUUGCGGGUGAAGAAGAAGAAGAAGAAGAAGAAGAAGAAGAAGAGGGAGGAUGGACAUGAGCCAAACGGCGCUGUCUUAUUACAGCGUGCUCGGUGUUGAUAUGAACUCAUCUGAAGAAGAUAUACGCAGGGCGUAUCGGAAGCUUGCUAUGCAAUGGCAUCCUGACCGCUGGACGAGAACUCCUUCUCUGUUGGGUGAGGCCAAGCGUAAAUUCCAACAAAUUCAAGAAGCUUAUUCAGUACUUUCAGACCAGAGGAAGAGAACUAUGUAUGAUGCAGGCUUAUACGACCCUGAUGACGAAGAGGACGAGGGCUUCUCUGAUUUUCUACAGGAAAUGCUCUCUCUUAUGGCUGAGGUUAGGAGAGAGGAUAAGAGUUACAGCACGGAGGAGUUGCAGGGGAUGUUGAUGGAGAUGAUGGCGCAGGGAUACGACACCCCGCAGUGGCUCUGCGGGUCUGCAAUGGUGGAUGACCCUGGAAAAUCAAAGACAGCUAUGUGGGACAGGAAAACGAAUUCAAUGACCGACAGAGGUUCCCCUUUUCGUGUAUCAGGGUUGGAGAUGUAUGGAGCAAGUGGGUAUUAUUACAGUUAAAACUUUUGUUUUAGUUUUGUUUGGAAUGACCAGUGAUGAAUGGAGAGUGUGAAUACCACGGGUGAAAACCCUUUCAUCACCCUUCAAAGCUCUCUGAAUUUUGGCUGCUGCUGCUAGUUUUGGGAUGCACUGAAUUGCUGAUGGUGAUGAGCCAGGCGCCAAUUGUUUGAUUGAUGCUAACGGUUGGUGGAAAAUUGAAAAUGAUCCGUACUUUGAUUUUCAAAUAAUGCACUCUAUAUUUGUGUUGGCAAUGUAUACUUGGGCUAUGCGCAUUAAUCAAAUUUUUCUUUUAAUUUACUCUCCAUUAUAAUCGAAUCGAUUGAAUUAUAUUUCUUAA